Molecule: messenger RNA, 1443 nt
Organism: Necator americanus (New World hookworm)
Lineage: Eukaryota; Metazoa; Nematoda; Chromadorea; Rhabditida; Ancylostomatidae
Exons: 13
Coding region: 1-1443 (480 amino acids)
Molecular function (GO): lipid binding
Source: RefSeq, a predicted model, not a curated record
AUGUGCAAUAUUUUAAGGAUUUUUUUGUCCUUACACCUUUUUCAGGUUUCGUGUAGUAUUAUUGUUCGAGUGAAUGAAAUUGGUCUACAGGAAGCUGCUAAUUUCACUAGGGAAUGGCUUUCAAUGGCUGGUCCUAAUCUGAUUGUACCGGAUAUUAGGCAGACAUUCGUGAACUCGUUUGCUGCUGGUGAAAUGACAGUAAAAAAUAUCACAGUGAACCGUUUUGUUCCACCACUGAUUCGAUUUCGUACAUAUGGAAAUACGUCAAUAUACAUGAUAACACAUUCUGGAUAUGCCCAGGUAACAGCUGAAUGGGAACUUAAGUCCGAAUUACUUCAUCUUCUACGUUUCCCACUGAACGGAACUGUUCUAAUGCAAAUGACUGGUCUAAUCUCUGAAGUAGGCAUGAAGAACACAUCACCAAAUCGAGUGGAAGUGAGUCAUUGUGUGGCACGAAUCCGUGAUCUACGAUUAAAUCUUCAAGGAGGUGUCGCUGCGGAAGUACUUCAAUGGUUCAAAACAAGUCUUAUUAGUAUUAUUCGAAGAAAACUGGAAGAGGAAUAUUGUAAUGUUAUGGAAGAACAUUGGAUCUCAUGGGUAGAAGCACAAAUAUCACAAUUUCCAUCAAACAUUACUCUUAGCUCCAAUCCGGAGGUCAUUCUAUCCCAAUCGCUGGAAUCGAUCGCUUUUUCAAAAAUGAUUGUGGAUCUACGAAUGCGUAGCGAUCUUAUCUGGAACGGGGAUUUGAUCGACGGUGACCAUGUCGCGAAUCAAUCAAAUUUCCGAGACGAUGGAUCCAUGACUUCAUCUCGGAUGAUUACUGUUUUUGUUGAAGAACACACGGUGCAGAGUAUUCUUGCUGCAACUCAUUUUGCUGGUCAUUUCCUUGCAACUGUUGACAGUCCAUUCCUUCAAACUCAUUGUGAUGUCUUAUGUAUCGGUACAGUAUUGCCAGAGAUAGGAGAAGCAAUGCCAAAUUCUUCAAUAACGCUUCAGGCAUCAACACUUUCCCCUCCAGUUAUCGCACUUCAACGCGACAAGGCAUUAGUAUUUCUCAACGCAUCUUUAAAUGUCAUCUCAAAGUCAAGUUCAGAAAUUUCAAAUGGUACGAUUGUGAGCAUUAAUGUGGAGACAGAAUUUGAAUUAAAAAUGGAUAUUCACCAUCGUACGCUGAGAUGUGCAUCUAGUAUGCUGAAUGCUCAAGCAAAAUUGAUGGACAGUAAAAUUGGAUUAAUGUCACAAAAGACCAUCGAUCUGCUUGUGGACAUGUCAUCACCUUUUCUGGAAGAUGCAGUCGAUUUACUUAUAAGUCGUGGUAUACCUGUAACAAAACUAUUCCAAUUCCCAUCUACAAAUGAAAUUCUAAGCAUCCAAGAAAAAUGCAUAAAACUUGAAGCAGAUAUCGAUUUUGCAACAAUGCUUCAAUAUUCUUUAUUAGCGUAA